AGUAAACAACAUAAAAUCAAGAUUAGAAGUAAAAUGAUUUGUUACAUAAAGAUCUGACAUUGAGUGCAGCAAGUUUGAGAUUAGUUUCAGUGGGACUGGUCAUAACCUUCUUGCAGGGGAUGUGAAUAGAUUUAUUUGAUUGGGCAGUCUAACAGUCUUUUGCUUAGCUUUCUACGUGGUGUAACUGCAAAUAUAGUAUCAGAAGAAAGCUGUCCAUCACAGUGCCCCAGUUUGAUGUAACAUUCAUGACUGUAAUUCCUGCGACACUGGGGGCCAGUUUCAUCCUAGCUCUGGGAGAUAGCACCUCUUUAUUUAUUUAUUUAUUUAUUUAUUUAUUUUUUGAGACAGCACCUCUAGAGGCACGCAGGGGAGGUCGAGUUGAGGAUAAUUUGGGUGAUGGGCCAGGAUUUUGGUGGAUUUUUCCAAUCUAUCAACAUGCAGCUUUGCUGAAAUUGUUUUUACCAACAGUGGAGGAAAUAAGUACUUGAUUCUGUGCUGAUUGUGUAGAUUUGUACAUUUUAGAGGUUGAUUUUUCUAAAUAAGUCUGUAAUUUUGGGAAGUUCUCAAUAAUUUUUUUACGAUGUUUUAGGAGUUUUAGGGCCACAAAAAAGUAAUAUCACGACAUUUAAAAUCAAACAGUUACACUUACGUCACUUAGUUUGUCCUAUAAUAUAAAAUAUGAACUGAAGCAGGUACACUGACUAAAUGUAGAAUGCAGACAGGAGUUUUUUUCGUUUGAAAACUGCCACAAACAUAUUUUUUUUAGUGAAAAAAGAAAAAAGAAAGAAACAGUUGUCUGUUUGCUUCAAUGUCUAAAUUUCUAGCUUUGGCUUUAAAAUUGGCUGUCAUUUGCUGUUUUUAGUUGCAUAUUGACUCAUGCAGACAGAUAAUAAUCAGUGGAUUGAUAGCAGCAGGCAUGUUGUGGUUUGGAACCAGAAAGAGUUGCAGCCCGGUAUUAUCACUUAGUCAUUUAGUGAACUUAUAGUGCUGUUUACUUAAGUCGCUCCAACAUGAUAUAAAUCAUCUGCAACAACUAAAAUCUAUGUUCUCCUUUGUAGUUCAUGCUAGCAUCCUUAAAGUAAAUGAAGCAUAAAGAAGCUUUAACAGAAUAAACAGCUGCACUUGAGUCUGACUGUUUCAGACAUUGAGAGACUACAAUCCAUGUGUUUGUUUGUCUGAAUGUAAGAAAAAGGAUUUGAUAAGUGAGCUACGUAAAGACAUUCAAUAAUUCACCACAGACCACUUUCCCACUGUGCAGCUAACUGUGAGUUAUGGGGAACUAAAGUAUGUUUAGUUUAUUUUACAAAAUAAAAAAAUAAGAAAAAGUAACAUUUCCUGUGCACACAGCAAGAGAUUUUUUUUAAUACUCUGCUUUUGUAAAAACACAUUUAUUCUUAUUUAGGAAUUUGUCAUCCAAUUGAAUAGAUAACUAGUAAAAAAAAAAAGAAAACUGGAGGUGUAGUGUUUUUACACAUGCUGCUACUUCCUCUAAGUAUGUUUACAGUUAAACAGGAAAUCCUGUCCUCAGCACAAAUGGAGAAAAUGUUUGACCUCAUUUAACAAACUGCUUCAGUCCACCUCAGAGUGAUAACGCAGCUGCAGCACCUCUUCUACUGCAUCAGCCUUAAGAUGGCCUCAGAUAUUUUUGCCAAACCAGAUUUCUCCAAGAAGGUCAGAUACAACAGAAAGCAGCAAGAAGACACAUCAGACUGGAAGGAGUGUGAGGUGGAAAUCUACAACGAUGCAUAUGAAUCUGUGGAGGACACCACCGGGGUUCAGUCACCAGAACAAGCUCCACAAACAGAGACGUGUCCUAAAGUCCAGAAAAGUUUCUGCAGAUGUGAACAAUGGCGUCUGUUGGUGCUGUGUACUGUCCUGUCAGCUGGGAUCAUCAUUCUAUCCUCAUACAUGGCAUUCAACAAUCCGCAGAGGGAAGUGAAGGAGCAAAAGAUACACACUGAAGGCAUCAAUGAAACUCUUUUGGAUGAAAUAAGACAGCUGAAAAAUCAGAUUGAAGGCAUCAAUAAAACUCUUUUGGAUGAAAUAAAACAGCUGAAAAAUCAGAUUGAAGGUAAACGGUGUCCUGAAGGAUGGAAGAGAUUUGGAUGCAGCUGCUACUAUAAAUCCACUGAGAAAAGAAUUUGGUAUAACAGCAGGAGUUUCUGUCAGAAAAAUGGAUCUGAUCUGGUGGUUGUAAACAGCAAAGAGGAACAGGAGUUUGUUUCUACAUUGAAUCAGAAUGCAGAAUCCUGGAUCGGUCUGUUUGCUGGAUGGUCAGUCCAGAAACAGAAAUAUGAAUGGAAAUGGGUGGAUGGAUCACCACUGACAGAAAUGUUCUUGGAUGAGAGCAUUUCAAAAGACCGGAACAAGGAUGAUGCAGUGUUCUUAAGUACUGAAGGGAAAUGGAAACAACAGGACAAAACAAACUUCAAAAACUGGAUCUGUGAGAAAAACAGUUUUGGAUCUUUCUGUUCCUGCGCUGUGCAUUGAUUUAACUGUUUAGUAAUGUAAGUAAUUUUCUUCCAUUUUUUUUUUCAUUUACUUCUACAAAAUAGUGCUUAAAGAAAGGUUGUUUUUUAGUUUAUUGUGAUUUAUUCAUAGAAAUGAAGUUGUCAUCUAUCAAAAACUUCAUCACAUUUAAAUAUCAGUGAAAAUGACUCAGAUAAACAGGAAACUGUAAUAAAUUUUUAUUUUUUAUUUAACCAGGAAAGUCCCAUUGAGAUUAAAAACCUCUUUUCCAAGGGAGUUAUGGCCAAGA
Oryzias latipes (Japanese medaka) is the source of this 2758-nucleotide messenger RNA. RefSeq lists its product as uncharacterized. NCBI's taxonomy places the organism in Eukaryota, Metazoa, Chordata, Actinopteri, Beloniformes, Adrianichthyidae. The record is from RefSeq and is a predicted model, not a curated record.